GAUGGAUGGGUGAUGGGACCCAAUCGUCGGCUCCUCUUCUGGGUACCUCCAGCUUCCCGAUACGCAUUUUAUUCUCCUGCAACUGCAAUGGUAAUCCCAAGAGGUCGCGUCGAGCUUGAUUUGAGCUGCAUGGCACAUGGGAUACAAUGGUCGAAUUGCCUAGAUGCGUGA
Suillus clintonianus is the source of this 171-nucleotide messenger RNA. RefSeq lists its product as uncharacterized. The record is from RefSeq and is a predicted model, not a curated record. NCBI's taxonomy places the organism in Eukaryota, Fungi, Basidiomycota, Agaricomycetes, Boletales, Suillaceae. The transcript has a single exon. The annotation marks the transcript as partial.